Messenger RNA from Hydra vulgaris (swiftwater hydra), 1043 nucleotides. RefSeq lists its product as uncharacterized. The record is from RefSeq and is a predicted model, not a curated record. Lineage: Eukaryota; Metazoa; Cnidaria; Hydrozoa; Anthoathecata; Hydridae.
GCCUUUACGAAGUGAUUUUUUUUAAAUAUAUAAAUCAAAAUGUCUUUGUUUGAAGGUGUUAUAAAAAAAUCAGGUUCAGAUAUAAAUAGACCGUUUCGGAAAAGAUUUUGCUCAAUUUGUUGGGAAAAAAACGAAACGCCGAAGAAAAUUUCUCUUCAAAAAACAGCUUCGUUGCCUUUGCAUUAUAGUCAAAGCCAAAAUAGUUGCAAGCAGUUAGUCUUUAUCUAUUGCAAACACAAAGAAAAAAAAGCUGGAGUCUAUAAAGGAAAAUUUGUACUUGAUAAUUCAGACUUCAGAGAGGUACCAGAAGGAAUAAACGAUUACCAAAACGUUAUUUGCAUUAAGCUAUCUCAAUUACACAACGGAAAAAAUGGUGGAAGGGAGUUAUAUUUAUCCCUCAAGACAGAAGAAGAAAAGAAAUGUUUACUUAAGGUCCUCCGCGAUCAUAUUAAAAUUAGCCCAAGUCAUAACGAAUAUAUUGAAGAUACACUCAAACCUCCUACAAAAUUUAUCCCUUUUGAUGACAACAAUCCGCUGUUAAAAGAGUUAGAAAUUAUCCAGAAAACAAUACGAAAUCAAAAUGAAGACGAAGCUUUCAACACCAAUGAUUUGACUCGUGACUUUAGGCUUUCAAGCCAAGAAAAUACAUACAAUUUAAAAUAUAACACAAAUUCGCGGCAAAGUUUUGAUUCUGGCUUUGGUUCGAUCAUUUCCCCUACGAGUUCUAUCAGUAGAAACUCUUAUUCUAGCAGUAUUUUCGAUAUUGACAAUAUAUAUUUAUCAGAGCAGGAUGAAGCUGAUAAUUUAAUAAUCGAAACGAAGUUGUAAAAUAUUAAUUAGCGACAAUAAGCUUUUAAAAAGACGUUAUUUUGAAUUAAGUUAUAUUAAACUAGAGUUUAUAUCCUAACUAUUAGUUAUUAGAACCAAGCUUAGAUAUUUCUUGUCGUUGCUUAAUUUAUUCUCGUUGCUAAAUAAUUUAAGCAUGUUAUUGUUAACAAUAUAUUUGUUACUGCCUAAAUUACAUUCUAGGAUAUUGUUUUAUA